AGGCGCGACAGACGCCGUACACUCGUGAGACGGGUCCCACAAGUGCACAAGGCUCGGAACUUAUCAUAUCACACUCUGAUACCAUCAAAAUCUGAAGAUCAAAUCUUUAAAAUUCUCUCAUAUCAUAAAAUCUCCAAAUACAAGAUCAUGAUUCAUAUCUAAAAUUUAUAUCCAAUUACAAUAUGGCUAGCUUUCUAACUCGUCACUUCCCGUGGUUUCCCCGUCCUCGAUUUCACUUCUUGAAAUGGUGGACAAGGAAAAACUAUGAGAUAAACUCAGUAAGUAAAUAUGGAGUGCCCCUUAUCAAACUUAAAGCAUGCCAACACGUACAAUCAUGAAAACAGAUACAAUACGGGCACAAAAUAGACGUCUCCUCUAUAGGUCAUGGCCAGCGUUUAUAAACCUCCCACUGGCGGGCACACGAUUUGCUGGUGUAUAACCCCCACUAGUAGGGUUGAACGAACCGGCUCUUUCACUAACAUGUCGACAUGUGCUAGCGUUUAUAAACCUCCCACUAGCGGGCACACGAAUAACAUGACCAUAUCGGAGACAAAACAGGCAGAAGUUAAUAGGAAAAUCACAAUUCACAAUCACUUUCAGAUCAUCAGGACAAUCACUUAAAUUUCAAGUAGGCAUGCUCAAUUUAAUGAAAAGCGUAAAACAUUUCACUUCAAAUCAGUCAUACUUGUGUAAAACGGGUUUAGUCCCGCCACCACUUCAAAAACAAAUCAAAACAUGCUUUUAAAACAGUACGGGCAUUACCAUAAAUUUACUUACCUCACUUGCAUAAAACCGAGCACUCAAUCUCAAUGCUAACUGACAGAAUGAUUGGGAACCUAAUCAAAACACCUCAAAAUU
Molecule: messenger RNA, 858 nt
Organism: Rubroshorea leprosula
Lineage: Eukaryota; Viridiplantae; Streptophyta; Magnoliopsida; Malvales; Dipterocarpaceae
Source: the annotation of a GenBank genome assembly